GGCGAAUCCGAGCCAAAGAAGAAAGUUCGUCGCUCGCUGCUGGCGAGCGAAAGUAGGUAAAAUCGGCAGUCAACCUGCGGGACGAGUCAAUUGGCGAAUACUUUCGGAUGGAGAGUCGGGAAAGCUGCACAGUCAGUUCUUGAUGCAAUUUGAUAUCUAUUCAGCUAUUUAUCCCCUGACUCCACAUGGUUUAACCGUUGUCAUGAAUUACUGUGUAAUUCUCUUCACGAUACUGAUGAUCUCCAAUUAAGAGUGUUAGAAGUCAAGGCAAUCAUGGUUGAUGUCCUACCUAAUGCAAUAUUGGAAAUAUGUGUCGUUGUGGGAGCAUCUAAUGAAAAACUGAAGGAAAUAUGCCAGGCAGUCCAUAAAGAUCGUGCUCAAUCAUAUACUUGUCUUAGCCCAGAGGUUCGGUCAGUUCAUGUUCCUCCAUUUGUUACCAAAGAGGACAAUCAGUCCGGUUAUUUUGCUCAAAAUUUUACCAGAACUCCAAGGCACCGCUCAUUCAGAAAGCAGAAGGAAUUCAAGCAUGCAACUCCUGUCUCAAGCAAUGCAAAUACAAGUCACAAAGAGCCACAGACUGAAGAAUUUAGCGUUCCAAAUAAUAUAGAUCUUCAAGGAUUGCCUCAGUUAUGUUUCCCAGGAGAACUGCAAAUACAAACUGAACCAAAAGAGGACCACUAUCAUUUCUUGGUGUUCACCGAUGUUUUUGGAACAAGAACCUAUGGUGUGGCAGUGCAGUUCUACAGACCUAUUCAGGAAGGAAACGGUUUCCAAAAUGGACAAGCACACUGGGAUAUAGCUGUGCAUAAACCGAGAAUGUCUUUAUAUGCCCCUUUCAGUAUUUGUGUGAUAUCUAAAUUUCCUUAUUAUGCAGCCUUUAAGGAUUCUCUCUCCUGUCUGACAGCGCAGGUGAAGUCAUGUUGUGAGGUUGACUUUGAUGAUGAAGUUAGACGAUUUGCAGCAAAAUUAGCAUUGAUGUCCAGUCCACCGCCUGGAACCCUCCAUUUGGUAUUUCAUUUGAAACCUCUGGAGAUUGUGUUGCCUUCCAGAGAGGAUCCUAAAUACCCCAUAGUAGAUUUGGACCUUCACAGCCCUUUUCUCUGCUUCAAACCUGAAUGUAUCCUUCAGAUCCUGACAUGCAUUUUAAUAGAACAGAGGAUAGUCUUUCUGUCAGCUGACUGGGCUUUGCUGACACUCAUUGCAGAAUGUUUUAUUCUCUAUCUUCACCCACUCCAGUGGCAACAUACCUAUGUGCCUGUUCUGUCCAAAGGGAUGGUGGAUUUUCUGAUGGCACCAACAGCUUUCCUGAUGGGCUGCCAUAUUGAUUACUUCAAUCAAGUUCAAUCUGAAGUUGAAGGCUUAAUAUUGGUGAACAUUGAUGAAGGGACAAUUAAAUCCUCAAGCUUUGCAGAUAUCAAACCAGAUAUUCCUGAAAUUCCUGUAGAAGCUGCAGAAUGUUUUACACAAAGAGUUGAAAGCCUGCAGUUGCAUUAUGAUCUGGAACUAUCUCACUUGGGCUCCUGCACAGAUAUUUCAGAUUUACGAAUACGCAGAAGGGACUGGCAGCGGAAUUUAAACUCUCAGAUUCAGGAAAUAUCUUUGGAACUGAUGGUUAAUAUCUUCAGGGAAGUGUCAGAUCAUCUUAAUUAUGAAUAUCGCGUCUUCAACAGUGAAGAGUUUUUGAAGACCAGAACUGUUUCUGAUCGGCCUUUUUACAAAAAGGUAUUGGAGACCUAUAUAUUCCAUUCCUUCCUCAAAGAUCGUUUGAGUGGAAAGAUGGAUGCUUUCGGCUGCAUGGAAUUCUGCAUUUACUCCGAGAAUGACAGGAUGAAGAUGCUAGAUAGCCCACGAAGGCCCACAAUGGAAGAGAUGGCUUCGAGGAAAGAACGCACUGCUGACUUCUUAAUGAUUAAACAACUUGCUGCAAGCAUGCCAAAUCUACCAGUGGAUUUCCUGCAUGAUUUUUCGAUUGACCAUCUGUCUGUGAAGAAGAACAAGCUUGAAAAUGCUUUAAAAAGAAACACAAAGUCAAUAAGAAGAUUCAAGCUGCCAGAGUUUAGCUGCCCACUUACUUAUUCCAGUGUGAUUGCAUGGUAUACAGAUUCCAUCAACUUGCUGAGCAGAGCCAUAAAUUCCACAGGACCUGAAAGCUCAAGUCUAUUGGCACGAUAUUACUAUCUCCGUGGAUUGGCUUAUUUGAUGCAGGAAAAGUUUCAGGAGGCACUUUUGGACUUCCAGAACCUUUAUAAGACUGACCGUGACAUUUUCCCCAAAGAACUUGUAAAGAAGGUGAUAGGUGCAAUGUCUCCAGAUCAACGCAAACAUGCAAGUCGGAAGCCAGAACUAAAGCGACUUAUUAGCAUAAUGUUAGAGAAAGAAGGUGAUGUGACUGCACCUGAUGAACAUGUCAAAACUUUUCAGCUGCCUAAAACGCACAUGCAUCAAGAUGAUUUUAUGAAACGAAUCCAGGAAUCUGGAAUUGUGAAGGAUGUUGACACCAUUCUUCGGCUGUUUGAUGCCCUAACGAUCGGACAUCUGAAACAGAUUGAUCCUGAGACAUUUAAAGACUUUUACAACUUUUGGAAGGAAUCUGAGACCGAGGCACAAGAAGUUAAUCUGCCUCUGGAAGUGAUAGAGCACCUGGACAAAAAUGAAUGUGUCUAUAAAUUGUCAUCAUCUGUGAAGACCAAUUAUGGAGUUGGCAAAAUUGCAUUGACACAGAAGCGACUGUUCCUUCUUACAGAAGGAAGACCUGGCUAUGUUGAGAUUGCCAAAUUUAGAGACAUACAGGAACUUGAAAACAUAUCAGUGAUGUUUUUCCCACUUCGAAUCCCUGCUCUAAAAAUUAAAACUACUUUGAAAGAACCGUUUAUAGGAAACCUGAAGAAUGAACGUGAUCUUUGGCAAUUAAUUGUGAAGGAAAUGUGGGCUGGGAAAACAAUGGCAGAUAAACAUAAGGAUCCACAGUAUAUUCAGCAAGCAUUAACCAAUGUUCUAUUGAUGGAUGCUGUGGUUGGAUGUAUGCAGUCACCUCGAGCGAUUUAUGCAGCUUCCAAGUUGGCUUAUUUUGAUCAGAUGAAGAAUAUGGUGGUUCCUAAAACAACUUCAGAGACUUUAAAACACAAGAUUAAUCCUUCUGCUGGUCAAACUAGUCGUCAGGCUGUGAAUGUGCUCCUGUAUACACCAGGUCAUAUGAUACAACAAGAAGAGGAUGAGAAUGCAAAUCCGAGACUAUGGUGUGCAUUAAGUGAAGGAAAAGUAGUGCUCUUCAAUGCAACAUCUUGGUUCAUUCAGCAGCACUGUAUUCAAGUCGGAAACUCAAAAUUGAACUGUAUGUUGGGAGUGGAGUUCAGCCAAAUUUGGGUUGGUUCACAAGAUUCCUCUAUUUAUAUUAUAAAUACUCUCAGCAUGUCCUGCAACAAACAACUGACUGAACACUGCACCGAUGUCACUGACAUGGUCCUUGAGGAUCAGGGCUCAAAGCUCAGUCAAAAACAAGUGCAUUCAUGCAGUCUAGAUGGAAGAAUCAUUUGCUGGGAUGUGAAAACAUUAGCGAUAAAGACAAAUUUUCAGUUGCCUGACUGCCACAAGCUAACUGCCAUUAAACUUCACAAUUCUAUGCUCUGGUGUUGUGUAGGAGAUGCACUGCUGGAAGUGAAAAAAAAUGGGCAACUAUUACGAAGGGUGAUACUGGAAAAACCAGAAGGAAACCAUGUCUAUUUUAGCUGUUUCCUUGUAUUUCCUGAGAAAAAUCAACUUGUGGCAGCAUGUGGUGAUAAUGGAGAAGUUUAUAUUUGGGAUAUGAAGGAUCUUUCAAAACCCAGUCAAAAGAUUCAGCUUCAGGACUGCAAGAGUAUUGGUUGUAUGAUACUUGUUAAAAAUCAGCUCUGGAUUGGAGGCAAAGGAUCAGACAAAGCCAGAGGGAAAAUCUACGUGGUAGACACAUUCAAGUACAGUGUGGAAAAGGAACUGGUGGCUCAUGUAGACAUGGUUCGAGCAUUGUGCUGUGCUGAAGACAGAUAUGUUCUUAGUGGUGCUGGCAGAGAAGAUGGGAAAGUUGCCAUCUGGAAAGUGGAAUAAUUUAUUUUCUUUGCUAUAGCAUUGAACUUUGUUCACCUAAGGGGUAUGCAAGGCUAUAUGCAAUGUCUUGUAUUUUGGUGCGGCUGUUAAAUAAUGUUUCUCAAACAAAAACAAACUUACCUGCACAAGAAUUAAUUAUUGCUUCUAACAGUAAUACCUGUUUGUUCUGCUUCAUUUUGAAAAUACAGAGCAAUCAGGAAUUUGCACUGAUACAGAGCAGUCUUGGUGUCCAGAGAGGUGAAACAUUUGAUCUGCAUUUUUCACUUUGAUUUCACACAAUUGGUACAAGAUACCUGUUGGAGUUAAAUAGUGCAGAUAAAAACAUAUUUAAACUUGUGCAAUAAUGAAAUUACCUGGCAAAGCAAUCUUGAAAUGUCGUGUUUCCAUUGUACAAUUGAUGAUAACUUAUUUGCUACUUUCUCACUUGAUCUAUUCAUCAAAUUACACAUGUCUAUUACUUACCUUUGCAUAUAUCAGAUUAACCAAAGCAAUAGUAACCAGAUUGCCAAAUAUGAUUGCAACUUUCUGAAGCUCAGACAGCAUCUGUAGAGAGAGAAAAACUGUUAACGUUUCAGGUAGAUGACCUUUCAUUAGAUCUGAAAGGUCAUUGACCUGAAAUGUUGUUCUGUUCCUCUCCGCACAGAUGUUGCCUGAUUAGCUGAGUAUUUCCAGCAUUUCCUGUAUUUGUUACAGAUUUUCAGUAUCUGAAGUAUUUUGCUUGUAUACAAUUCCAGCAUUUCUGCAUUCUGUUUGCAGUUUAAAUGAUUACUCAAUCACAUUUUUUCUGUAUUCAAAGUUGCUAUAUGGAUAAGUACAAUCGCAGAACUGCAGGGCGAUUGCAUUGGGGGUUACCCUUCAACUAUAUUUUAAAAUGGAGUGGGGAAUAACCUAAGGAAAGAUUUAAAAUGAAGUUAACUUAAUUUAAGAGCAUAGAAGCAAACUUGGCCUUGAGUAUUGGAUGGAAUAUGAUCAAGAUAUUUUGAUUGAGCUGUAUGUGUAUUUUUAAAAAAAAAGUUUGUGGUGUUAUAUAAUCAAAUGUAUAGGACUGGAAAAGACUUGUGGUCUAUCUGGUCAAUCCGUGUGCAUAGGAAAUAUCAUACCCCAAUACUUUUUGCAAAGGAAUUUGAAAGCUUCAAAAUGCUCAUACAAUUUCUAGCAACUUGUGAAACUUUGAACCUUAACCACCAAGUUGUCUAUAGCCUGUGAUUUUACAUCACUGCCCAUUGUAUAUGUUUAAAUAACCUACAUCUAUUUAUAUAAUUAUAUAAACGUUAAAAUGCUUGAUCAGCUACAAGUUUAUAUUUUAAAUAAUUUGCAAUGUAAGCAAAUAAUGCAGUUCUGCAUUAAUUAAUGCUAGCGUUAGUCAUGAUGGAAUUCACCUAUAUAACAUUUUAUCCAUGGAGUGACUGUUCCUUUUUCUUUGAAGUGAUUACUGCAAAUUUCUUACUAAUUAUUAAUUAUCAUUUCAGAUAGUUAAGCUAUGGAAUAGAUUUUUUAAAAAGUAACACAAGUGGCCUUUUAAAACCAGCAGUAUUGAGUGGACAUGAUAAAAGCCAAAAGAAGAUGACAAGUGUUCAGUGGAGUGUAUUAAAAAGUGUUUUGUUUUUGCAAAAGUUAAAUUGAAAUUGUUAUAUGAAUGCAAAAUUUGAUUUUUGUAUACUAUUUCUUUAAAAAAUGACAUCCACAAUGCAGCACGACAAAUAUACUUCUCAGGUGUUGCAUAAUUUCAAUAAAUGCUUUUUUUUUAAAA
This is a messenger RNA of Carcharodon carcharias (great white shark), 5830 nucleotides long. It is a transcript of the gene dennd3a, whose product is annotated as DENN/MADD domain containing 3a. Bases 274 to 4080 code for a protein of 1268 amino acids. The transcript is spliced from 25 exons. Gene Ontology annotation, biological process: regulation of Rab protein signal transduction. Gene Ontology annotation, cellular component: cytoplasmic vesicle. The record is from RefSeq and is a predicted model, not a curated record. Gene Ontology annotation, molecular function: protein binding. NCBI's taxonomy places the organism in Eukaryota, Metazoa, Chordata, Chondrichthyes, Lamniformes, Lamnidae.